This is a messenger RNA of Cutaneotrichosporon cavernicola, 519 nucleotides long. RefSeq lists its product as uncharacterized. The record is from RefSeq and is a predicted model, not a curated record. The transcript has 3 exons. Lineage: Eukaryota; Fungi; Basidiomycota; Tremellomycetes; Trichosporonales; Trichosporonaceae. Bases 1 to 519 code for a protein of 172 amino acids.
AUGCUCUACCUCCACCCACUCCUCGUCGUCGGUAUGCUGAAGCACGAGCCGCCAGAGUGGUAUGCCGCGACAACGGCGGUCAUCACCCAAGGCCCACACUGGCUGCUUAGUGCGCCGGAUGCUAGUCCUGGCGGCGUUGUUGUUCUCGAACAUACUGCCCCCCGCGCCGGUAUCCUCCCACGCCAUCGGUGGGUCGUCGCAAAGCACGGCGAUUCACUCCUCCGCGCGUACGGUACCGACCUGUGUCUGAGCAUUGAUACUUACGGAGACUGGGCCCCUGUAUCUGGCGACGCGGUCGUCCUCGUCCAUUGCCCCACGAGUCCCGAACGUCCUACCCUAUGGGCUUGGGAACGUGCUGCGGACGGGCACGCUUUCUCUCUUUCAGCAGAUGGGGAGAGUGAGGAGGCCAAAUUCUGGCUUGCGCCGCCAGAGGGCGAAGGGAUCGUUACUGUCAAAGACACAUGGGGAGGGGACGUGCUCUGGGGUGUGGAGCGGCUUGAUUGGAUCGACCAGAAGUAA